This is a messenger RNA of Solanum pennellii, 1631 nucleotides long. Its product is annotated as dehydration-responsive element-binding protein 2F. Gene Ontology annotation, cellular component: nucleus. The record is from RefSeq and is a predicted model, not a curated record. Lineage: Eukaryota; Viridiplantae; Streptophyta; Magnoliopsida; Solanales; Solanaceae. Gene Ontology annotation, molecular function: transcription cis-regulatory region binding; DNA-binding transcription factor activity. Bases 465 to 1418 code for a protein of 317 amino acids. The transcript has a single exon. Gene Ontology annotation, biological process: positive regulation of DNA-templated transcription; response to stress.
UUACUACUUAGCUCAAACGGUCACAUGCAUGAGCUCUUAUAACACUAACAAACGUGAAAACAUUUAAAUCAAAACUACAAAUUCUUCCCUUAUACACACACAUAUAUAUAUUCCUACUCCUUGCAAUAUAUAUAUCUCACACUCAACACUGAGCAAAAAAAAAAAAAAAACUACACUUUCUUGUACGACACUGAUAGUCUAGUCUAGCGUACUAUAAACGGGCUUUCAAUUAGCCCGAAAAGUGAACACUCUACGAUCUUCGACACUGAUAAUCUAGUCUAGCGUAUCGAACGGGCUUUCACUUGGCCCGAAAAGUUAACACACUAAAGUCUGUUGUUUUGCUUCGCCUACUUAUCCAAAGUUAACUACACUUCACUAAGCUGUAACUUCAUACAAUUUUUCCUGUACUCUUUGGCCUUUCAGUACGAUACUGAUAAUCUAGUCUAGCGUACUGAACGGGCUUUAUGGAUAGCUACAAAAGAAAUCCACUAAAACCAUGGAAGAAGGGCCCGGCAAGAGGGAAAGGGGGCCCGCAGAACGCGUUAUGUGAAUACCGAGGCGUUCGACAGAGAACAUGGGGUAAAUGGGUAGCAGAAAUCAGAGAGCCUAAAAAGAGAACUAGGCUAUGGUUAGGAUCUUUUGCUACAGCUGAAGAAGCUGCAAUGGCUUAUGAUGAAGCAGCAAGAAGAUUAUAUGGACCAGAAGCUUACCUUAAUUUACCUCAUAUGAGAGCUAAUUUCAAUCCACUAAACAAAUCACAAAAGUUCAAAUGGUUUUCAUCAACCAACAACUUUGUUUCAUCAUUAAUACCAAAUACCACUGGCUUACUCAACUUAAGUGCUCAGCCAAAUGUUCAUGUAAUUCACCAAAGGCUUCAAGAACUCAAGAGAGCAGAGGCCGCGGCUGCAACAGCAGCAGCAGCAGCAGCCUCAUCUUCUAGUUCAUCAAUCACCAAUAUUCCCAAAAAUGAAACUCAAAAGUAUAGUAAAUUACAACCUGAGUACUUGACAAUGACAAGUCCACAUGUGAUGAUCAAGGAGAAGGAAGAUGAAUUCUCAUCACACAACAAUGUAGCCAUUCGUGGUGAUCAAGCUGAGAAGCCUCAGAUUGAUCUGAAUGAAUUUCUUCAACAAAUAGGAAUACUGAAAAGAGACGAUCAUCAUCAACAACAACAGCCUGAUAAAAAUCAAGAUCAUGAUCAUAAUAAUAAUAGCAUCAGUAGUUUCACAGAGUCGAGAGUCUCACUAAAAGACGAUAGUUCAAUUGCUCAUUUAUUUGGUGAUACAACAAGUUACAAUUGGGACACAUUGGGUUCAAUAACAGGUAUAGAAGAUCAUGAGGUAGCAGCAGAAGAGGCUAAUAGCUUUUAUAAAGUGAAUGAUGAGCUUAUGUUUCCAUCUUCAAUAUGGAACUUUUGAAAGAAUUUAUCUUAUAUACACUGAAUGUCGGUAUAUUUUAACCGACUAUAUAAGGCUAUUUGCAGAACUUUUAACUUUAAUAGAAUAAAAAACUUAAUUAUAUAUCCAGUGAGGCAAUUAUAAACCAAUUGUAUUUCAAAAUAGAGAGUCCUCUAUCACGUGGAACUUAGAUUCAGUUCCUUCUUUUAAAAAACUGGGAAUUAAUUAAGUUCA